AGCCGAAAAUGAUAUAAAAGAUGAUCACUGGGAGAUAAUUCAUCUUACUAUGGAUAAUUUCAAAACCAUAGCUGCAGACAGAUCUUGAUGCUAUGAAGAUUUUCAACUCAAUGCAGACAUGUAGACAUUUUUCUCGUUACUAUGCCCAAGUUACCAGGACUGUUAGUAACCAUACAGCAGAGGCACAGGUGGUUGUCAGUUCAGCAGCUCAGUUUGUACCUACAAGAACAGAAACAUUAUCUAAUAAAAUUCAAUUCAUUAACCAGUUAAAAUCAAAAAUCAGCUUAUACUUUGGCCCAAAUGAGCAGAAGAAGGUGAAGUUUUUGGUGACGCAUUCUGACUUUUUCACCCAAGUCAAUUAUCUGACCCAGUCAGAGGUUCAAGCCCAACUAAAAGCCUCUAAUUUGGAACUUACUGGGUUACCUCAUGACAUUCUUCUGGUAGAGGAAAAGUUAAAUAAGCUGCUGCGUGACAUUGAAAUUCUUAAUUUCCAGUUCCCUCUGCAAGUCGGAACAAUCCUUGGGUUUAAUUCUCCAAAGCAGCUGGUUUCAGAAUUAAUGUCAAUAGCAAAUGUAUUGGUUCAUCUGAAAUAUGAUCGUCUCUCAGAUAAAGCUUUGAUCACAGCAACCGGAUUUGAAAGAGAUGUUAAAGCUUUUGAGAAGGAAUUGCAUCCUAUGAUUGACAGUGUUAUCUCCAACAAUUUUGUUGUUCCUGAGAAAUUUUUGACGUCCAAGGAAUUCUCAAGCUUGUGUCUGCAGUUGAAUGGGCUACCAAAUACAAUUGUCAGUGCUCAACAUGGUGUAGUCACUGCGUGGUCGAAUAGCAGAUCAAAUCUUAUGAGAGUUCAGUUGAAGCUUGAUAGGUUGAUUAAUAGAACUCAAUCUACAAAUUAUGUUACUGAAUCAUUAUCUCUUAGUAAAGUCAAACAACGUUACAUAUUUGUUAUUCUGAAGCCUGAACUGAGUCAUAACGUAAAUAUGAAUUGGAAGUCCUACGAUGGAAAACUUACAACACUUGAAUUGAGAGGUGAACUUUCCGAAGUUAAGAAAACUGUGUCAAAAGUUCAGAAAUUAAGCCACAGAAUUACGACUGCAACAGUAUCACUCACAGCUCAAAGCGUGAAAGCUUUGGGAAAUCUCACAUCCUUCUUCGGAAAUAAGGGACAGUACUUAGUUGUGAAGAAACCAGAAGAAGGAAAUCCCUCAAUCACCAUUACUGGUUUGGAGAGUCAAGUGAAUGAUGCUUUGCUGAAAGUAUACAAAACUCUUGAGACAAAGUGUAGUAAAAACCAAUUCUCUAUGAUUAAUACAAGUUUAUUAUUUUCAUAUUUGAACUACGAGGAGUUCAAGUACGACGAGAAUAAUUUGCGACUUUUCUGUGCGACUUUUCCUGAGGCCGUUAUAGAAUGGAAGUCGAAUCCAAACGGGUUGAUCCAAGUGAAAAUAACAUCGUCGCCAAAUGAUCUAUCCUCCAUGAAAAGUAUCUUGAAAAGGAAUGUUAUAGUUCCUUUAUCAUCCUUUAAAGAUACCUCAUCUGUUUCUACUAUUGCUUCUGUAUUACAGCAAAAUGGAAAAUUGGAAGACGAGCUUGGCGCCAGGGUUGCCAUCGAGGAAAAAGCAGAUCACAUAUUAAUAAGUACUAAUAAAGACGAUAAUUUAGUUGAAGCCUAUGAUGUGCUAUAUGACAUAACCCAGCGCUAUCAGCAGAGGCAGUAUACUACAGAUAGAAUGUUGCUGGUCCCUGGAAAUUUAUUGGAUGACAUAAAAGCUACUGCAGAAGCCUAUGAGGUGAUGGUCGCCUUCAGCUCUGAUUCCUCCAAAGAAGGUAAAUUAAUCAUUGACUUUGUUGGACGGUCAGGAAAUUGUGAGAUAUUUAAGACAUAUCUUGAUAUGAAACUCUCGAGUCUUACUCGAUUGGAUGUGACAUCUACAAACACUUGUAGUCUUACCAAUCGAAUACUCCAUGCUGAUGAAGAGAAAAAGAGUGAUGCGUUUGUAAUGUACCACCCCAAGUCUAAUGACUACUGGAUUGGCGGAGAAGAAGUUGAAAGUAUUGGGAACUUAAUAAUUGAUAACUGUUUGGAAGAGAGCGUGUUCUAUGGUGAUGAGAAGAUGAGCGAGUAUCUAAGGGUUCAAAUUGACGGACUUGCAGCUCAGUAUUCUACGGUGAGUAUGGGUAUAAACAGUGACGAAUUAGAAAUCCAAAUCAACGGACCCAGCAAAGAUGCCAGAGAAGUAACUCAGAAAAUCAGUGAUAUUGUUUCAGAGUGUGGUGUUUAUGAGCACAUUAUUCAAUUUGAUAAGACUUUGUACGAAGGGGCCAAAUUCAAUUUAUUUCGCACACUUUUGGCCAAUCAAUCUCUAACGUUGGAGAAAAAGGUUUCACCAAAACUGUCGCUCGACGACGACGAAGACAAAGUAAAACUACAAAUGGUCGGGAACAAAUCAUCAGUCAAAAAAAUGGUCGAGCAAUUAAACGAAUUGGGCAAUAUUUCAGAGACUUGUACGAGAGAUAUAAAGCUGCCAUAUUCAGGCCAAUGUUAUUUAAACUAUCUUCAAACCAAGCUUGGGGUCCCCAAUGUUUCCGACGAAAGUAAUUCGUUUUUCCUUCAAUCCUUCUGGGGUCCUCUGGUACAAUGCGAUCAGAAUUGCGACAGGAAAAUACUUCGAAAUACUUCCGAUCUAAGCAGAAAUUGGAAACUAACUCUUUCUGGAGAUGAGCGGAAUGUCAAAAAGACAGAAAAAAUUAUUGGAACCGCAAUGAGUGAAAUGAAUUUUAAUCGUAUCAAGAUACUUCUUGAUGACAUGAAUUAUGGAAUGACAGCCCUGACUGGGACGGAGUUUGUCCAAUCUGCUUUGGCUGAUGGAAUAGUAAAAUUUUACGUUGAAUUUUACGAUGAAAACACAAAAGAAUGUUACGUGAACGUGUUUGGGGAAGAUAGAGAGAGGGUGGACAACUUGGUGUCCAAGAUAAAAUCCUUUUCGUUACACGGACUGAAAACUAUUAUUUUUAAUGUGCACGAUUAUGUUGGUCAGGAUUUUCCAGUUAAAAAUUGCUUCUACAAUUCUAGACUUGUUGAAGAAAUGAACGAGGCCAGAGAAACGAUUUAUUGGUGGUACAAUAAAGACGCCCACAGAAUAAUCUUGACAGGAGCCCCUGAUUCAGUGGGCCUAUUUAAUGAAAAGAUAAUGAGUUGGUUUAAAAGCUUGGAAACCAAAACUAAGAUAUACCCAGAUCAAGAAUCGUAUGGUAAAAGAAUCCUGUACGAGCCAUACAAUGAAUAUUGUCGAAAACGAUGGCCUUAUAUAACUUUUGUGUAUGGUCGAAAAGAAAAAGCGGUUCACUUCUCUGGCAUUGGAGAAGAUGUUAACACUUUUGAGGAAUACGUAUCAAAUGAAGUUCGUUGCACUAUCCCUAAAUAUUUUACUAACGGAGAUGCCAGAUUGCAAAAAUCAUGCAAAUUUCAUCUUGCUAUGCUGUAUCCAGGGGUGUUUGUGAGUGAUGGAGAAAACGAACUAGUGCUGCAUGGAGAAAAAUCAGAAGUAGAUGAUGUUAUAACCAUAUUGAAGGCAGCCAUUGAAAAGAAUACAGUCGAAGAUAUUACUUUUAAGCUUCGCAUUAAAGACAAGAUGUUUGAUAUUCCGUAUACUGACGUUGUUCGUGUCUUUAUAUCCGUCAAAUACAAGCAGUAUUGGCCCAACCUUCGGUUCCAUAUCUCUGGACGGGAAAUUUAUUUCGCUGGACCAGAAAAAGAUAUUGACGAAUGUAGCAUCAUACUCGGCAACCUAGUAAUGUGGAGGAUCCCUAAUUCUGUAAUGGAGAGUGCCACGCUGUUCCGUGAUCAUCGAACCAAGGAGGGAAACUUCAGGGAUUCUCACUUUGUGCCUCCUCAACUGCUUGACAAGUUGUUCAUAGAUCGGGCGAAGGGUUAUGAUAACACUGGCCAAGUGACAGUGUGGGGCCUUGCUGAACAAAUUAAACCUUUGUCACGGCACAUAGAUGAAGUUCUGCCCCAGAUGUGGCUGACUCGAAAAACUGUCCUUUUGACAGAAAAACAGUCCAUGUUUUUGAGUGGUCCCCAUGGGUGGAGAGCAAUGUUCCCUCAAUUUGAGGACCAGGUCGCCUAUUCGUUCAGCAAUUCUUACGAUAGUGUUGAAAUAGUUGGUGAUUCUGAAUCAGUAUCACAAAUAGAGAAUACCCUGGAAAAGUUCACCACAGAGAUCUGGACUGUUUUUCAAUUCCCUCCGGGCAAGGAGAAAGUGUAUUGGAACUUCCGGUUGUCGGAAAAAGUGAAGAAAGAAUUUCCCAGGACUUUAUUCGAUGAUUCAUCAAGAAGCGUGUGUGGGUUUAAAAGUGACGUUAACAGUAUCGAGAAACUGUUGACCAAUCAAGUCACCAAGGGUUCCAAGAUGUUUAUGACCGAGAGAGACGUUUGGAAUAUAACUUUAGAGACUUUGAAAAUAUAAAAUUAUCUUUAGGCUUUUAGGCUGCCACUAGAGCAGCUAGGAUUUUAAAUAUCCUUAAACUAUUUUUAUAGUUCUUCCUUUUUGUACGUGGUUAGGUAUUGCGAAGGCGGGGUUAGGUGUUGCACCCCGCCUUUGUGUCACCUAUUUUAGAGCCUGUUUUUGAAAGCUCGCAGAUUUUUACUAUUUAUUUUAUUAAUUUAUUACUAUUUGAUUUUGUUUUAUUAACAUCAAUUUAACUAAGGCCUUUAAGUAAUAAACACAGGUCUGGACAGUGGACAGUGGCCAAGAAUAAAAUCCAAAUUUGCUGCGGAUCAAGAAAUACCUCAAACAAAACUUACGAAUUAUCUAACAUGGAUGAUUUAGAAUUUAACUCUUUCGAAUCGAAAGUCAACU
Molecule: messenger RNA, 4859 nt
Organism: Bolinopsis microptera
Lineage: Eukaryota; Metazoa; Ctenophora; Tentaculata; Lobata; Bolinopsidae
Exons: 24
Coding region: 93-4466 (1457 amino acids)
Source: RefSeq, a predicted model, not a curated record